AUGAAAUUCACAACCACCACGAUCCUGGCCACCGCUAUAUUAGCAGGCAGCUCUCUCGCUGCUCCUCGCAGCGGCUUGGUUGACCGCCUGCAGGCCCGUGGCGCUCUGUCACGCCAGUCACUACCCGCCGAAAAGAAGGGCGUUCUGCUUAAGGAAGGAACCGAGGGAGUCAAUGUUCAAUACAGCAAGAACUGGGCUGGGGUGGUGCGCGAGAAGCCACCCGCCAGUGCUACCUACACUGCUGUGUCUGCAACAUUCACCGUCCCCGAGCCAACGGCCACCGAUGACUCUGGGGAUAUGCAGGCUGUGUCCGCCUGGGUCGGUAUUGAUGGCGACACUUACACCAAGGCCAUUCUGCAGACUGGUAUCGAUGCCUAUAUCCAGGAUGGCCAACAGACAUUUGAUGCCUGGUACGAGUGGUAUCCAUUAGGUGCGGAGAACUUUGACCUUGCAUUGUCCGCAGGCGACGUUAUCGUCGCGAAGAUCGAGUCAUAUUCGCCCAGCAAUGGUGCUGCCAUCAUCGAGAAUAAGUCAACCGGCCAGAGUGUUACCAAGACUCUGUCUGCACCCUCGACCUCUGCCACCCUUGCUGGCCAAAAUGCCGAAUGGAUAGUUGAGGACUUCAACACCGGUGACAGCAUGGUUCCCUUGGCCAACUUCAACCAAAUCGACUUUACCGGCGCCCAGGCCGAGGCCGGUGGUGCGAAGUAUGGUGUCGAAAACGCUGCCGUUCUGGAUAUCCAGCAGAAUGGGGACGUGAAGGCCCAUGUGGAAAUCCGGAGUGACACUGAGUUCUCCGUUACAUACCAGUAA
Molecule: messenger RNA, 813 nt
Organism: Penicillium samsonianum
Lineage: Eukaryota; Fungi; Ascomycota; Eurotiomycetes; Eurotiales; Aspergillaceae
Product: A4/G1 family peptidase
Exons: 1
Coding region: 1-813 (270 amino acids)
Biological process (GO): proteolysis
Molecular function (GO): glutamic-type endopeptidase activity
Source: RefSeq, a predicted model, not a curated record